AUGGGCAAGAACAAGGCGUCGAUCACGGUGGCUGACGUUUCCAACUCAGAACUUGAUAGAGAGUUUCAGCAACAACAAAUCAUCACGCACCUUCAUGAGUUCCAUGAGACAGUCACGCUGAUGAGCGUCUGCCAAGAUGAUCUGCAGCACCAUCUCACUGAUCUGCAGCCCACGAUUGCCAAGAUGACGGUCAACAGAGCCCGGCAAGAGAAAUUUCAACAAACAGUCAUUCGGGAACUUUGUACUCUCAAAACCCUACCCCCUUCCCAAAACAGGUCUCAGAUUCCCAUCAGGUUACUAGCAAAGCCACUCACUGACUUGCUCCAUAAGGAUAGUUUCCAGUGGUCUCUCACGGCGGAUCAGGCCUUGGGGGCUUUCAAAGUAGCCAUGACGUCUACGCCGAUUCUUGCCAUUCCGGAUUUCACCAAAUCCUUUACAAUUGAGUGUGAUGCUUCGGAUAGCGGAAUUGGAGCGAUCUUAUCGCAGGAGAGCCACCCUAUUGAGUUUCUUAGUAAGCCCUUGGCUCCGAAACAUCAUGCUCUUUCAGUAUAUGACAGAGAAAUGUUGGCAGUGGUCUUUGCGCAAAAAUGGUUGUUGAAAUUACUUGGCUACAAUUAUGCCUUGGAGUAUAGGCCCGGAUCCUCGAAAGCAGCCGCGGAUGCCCUUUUUCGCAGGCCGGAGGUCCUGGCCUUAAUGGGUCUGUCUCGGCUCCUGUUUGACUGUAUCACGGACAUACAAGCUACUACGCUUCGGACCCGUAGGCUUCCUCCAUUCUGA
Messenger RNA from Malus domestica (apple), 777 nucleotides. NCBI's taxonomy places the organism in Eukaryota, Viridiplantae, Streptophyta, Magnoliopsida, Rosales, Rosaceae. The record is from RefSeq and is a predicted model, not a curated record.